AAAGAGUUCCAUCAGUCAAAUCAAAUUCGUAAAUAAGGCGGUCCAUUUCAAGAUGCCUCCAUUUAUGCGAAAAAAGCGGAAAUUGUAAUGAAUGGAUGCCUAUUUGAUAUGCCAAAUAUGCGGUGAAAAAUUAUCGUUUAAUCCAGAAUGUCCUUGUACUUUAGGCGAGCAUCUUAUCCGAAAGCAUCCUCGAGUGGAAAUGACUCAUUUUUCAAAUGAUAAUUUCUGUGUUUGUAGCAGUAAUUCCUCCAAACAAAAAUUGAAAAAAAAGUGUCCAAAAUCUGAUUUACCUUGCGACUGCACUUACUUUGAGAAACCCAGAAGAAAAACGUGCAUUUUUAAAACUUCAGUUGAAACAUGGAAGCCUGGACCUCUAAGAGUAUCGUGUCCGCAUUGUGGUGCUCUGGCAAGGCCAUGCAUACGACGGCAGAGAAACAGAGUUGCCUAUUCUCCAUUAGGUGCUUUUUGUCUCCUUGUUUGCUGGCCUGUAUGUUUUCUACCCUUCUUGAUGCCCGAAAGUAGUCAAAUUCAGUUGUUUUGUAAAGAAUGUGGUGCCUUUUUAGGUGAGUAUGAUAGAAAAUCUGGAAGAAUGAAAUGUCCUCCGUGCCCGAUAAAUGAAGCAUUUAAUAUCAAUCAGUUACCUCCAAUGUGUUAGAAUAUAAGUUAAUUUGAAAAACAACUUUAUAUUAAUUGAUUUAGAGGGUAGAUGAUAACUAUUUUUAAAUAUCCAGAAUUUUGAUAAAAUGUUUGGUUUAUCGUUUGUGUUCUCCAAAUAUAAACGACACACACUCGUCGGUUAUUGUACAGAAUAGGUACUGUAGUAGUAGGUUAACUGGAACUUUA
This is a messenger RNA of Ceutorhynchus assimilis (cabbage seed weevil), 843 nucleotides long. The record is from the annotation of a GenBank genome assembly. Lineage: Eukaryota; Metazoa; Arthropoda; Insecta; Coleoptera; Curculionidae.